AUGGCCAAAAAAAAGGAAAAAGAGGACGAUGGCUCAGCCCCACCAAAGUGCUCGUCGUUGCUGCUCGUGAGUCAUCGGCUGCCCGCUGCCGGACGACGAGCUGCUGCUACUCUGAAAAGAACCCGACGGUUCUCGGCACGUUACUGUUCAUGGUUCGAGGUGGCUAAACGAGCACGAACAGGGGCUCGUCUCAGCCUGCGGCUGUUGCUCAAGGGUCUGCUACUCGAGGACACACGGCUGAAGCUCCUCGACAGGGUGCUGCUGCGAAUGAUGGCUGGUCACGGCCCGUCGCUGGUCGAGGGUCGCUGGCGAUGGUUGCCUUUGGUUGAAGGUCAGAGGUCGUUUCAGCCGUUGUAG
Striga asiatica is the source of this 357-nucleotide messenger RNA. The record is from the annotation of a GenBank genome assembly. NCBI's taxonomy places the organism in Eukaryota, Viridiplantae, Streptophyta, Magnoliopsida, Lamiales, Orobanchaceae.